Exophiala xenobiotica is the source of this 2278-nucleotide messenger RNA. RefSeq lists its product as uncharacterized. NCBI's taxonomy places the organism in Eukaryota, Fungi, Ascomycota, Eurotiomycetes, Chaetothyriales, Herpotrichiellaceae. The coding region runs from base 277 to 1467 and encodes 396 amino acids. The record is from RefSeq and is a predicted model, not a curated record. The transcript is spliced from 5 exons.
CUUCGCACCAAACCAUCUAGACAAGAGCACCACAUGUUCCACCCCUCUCCCAUUCCGACUGCAUGUCUCCUUCUACCUACCUAGGCACUCCCGGCCAGUCGCGUAUAUUUCAUCUGUUGUCUUAAGUUUUGGAAGCCUCGCGGAGACUCACUGGUUGCCUAGUCACCUGCGUGGUCUAUUAAUCACAAAGCCGACUGCGCUCCUCCGGCAUAGAAACUUUCUACCUCGGGCUGCCCCAUCGCCGACGCACCAAGCAUAAUAUACCUCUCCGCGAAAAUGUCCUACUACGAACCACAGGGCUGGCAGGCACCUGUACGGCAGGCCUCAUGGGAACAGCCAGCUCCUCCAUCAAGGUCGGGUGCGAGCUCUACAUCACAGCGUGAAGAUAGCGGUGCAUUUGCCACUCAGUUUGAAGAGGUCGAUCGAGCCAUGGAUAAUCUUGUCAAGAGUGGUAAAUUUUAUGCCGGUAUGCCUCGGCCCAUGCCUAUGGGUUCCGGCAUGCGCCACGGAGGUGGAGGCGGAGGCGGAGGCGACUUUGGUCACCGCGCGCAUGGCGGUCGCCAUUCCGUGAGCGACUUCGACCCUUCCCGACCUCACUCAGGCUCAAAUCUGCAGAACUUCUACGCUUCCCAGAGACAUCAAGGCCGUCAUAAUGACCCCGAUCAGAUGAUGCAGGCAAAGAGACGGAUUGCUGCGCAAAGAGAGCGGGAGCUUCGUAAUUACCACCAGGAGCAGCAGUACAAUAGAAGCGUCCUCGCAGAGAUGUCUUCCAGUAAAUCUGACCGCUCCAUGAGUCCCAGCGCUCUGAGCGAGGAGGGCCGGCGCGAACUCAUUGCACGCCAACACCGGGCACUUUACGGCGGUGAAGGUCCGGCUUUUGUGGGCCAAGUUCCAUAUGCAGGAGACAACCAAGCCGUUCCUGGGGCCGACAAUGCCCCUGGGGCCGUUCGAGGACCUUCGCCUAGAGGGGCUGAUCCCUUUGGAAUGGGAGGUCAAGCUUCCCAGGGAGAUGUUGCUGCCCAAAGUGGCACAGCAGAUAUGCCCCGAGGUGAAAAACCAGCUUCGCCCGCCGGACAGACGUCCGGAGGCUUUGGUGGUUUGGACGCUGCAGUCUCAACAUCGGGCAAGGCUCCCACACCACCUUCAGGAGAGGACACAUCCCACUCACGGACAAUAUCCAAAUCCACCACAGCACCUGUAACAGGAGGAAUGGGUCCGAUCGGAAGCCGUCCAAAUCCUCAACAGGGCCCAAACCAAUUACUGAACAAGCGCACUACAUCACCUCUACCCUCCUCGCUGGGAUACGGAUUUGCGCCCGGUGAACCACAGAACGCCGAUCGAGCAGGAUCGGCAAAUUCGAAUGCCAAUCAACAAAAGGAAUCCGGGAAUUCGGGCAUGGGACCCUGGGGCACCGGAAGUGGUGUUUGGGGUACCAACAAAAUCGGAGCGACGUCCGUCUGGGGUUAGAUGACUUACGACGACACGACCAGGGGCAUGAUAUGACUUGUAUGUGCGGAGUUGUGUUGCCAUUUUUCCCAGCAUAUCUUCGGUGUACAGGGCAUUGCGUGAGUGGAGUGAUCAUGAUUUGUUAUGCACACCGGUGUCGUUUUGAUGCUUCUGCAUAGCGUGUUGGUUGGGGGAUGGAGCUUUUUCUUCGCGUCUGACUCACUCGAUUUGUGGAUAUUGGAGUUGUUGCAGCCACUGUCGACGACUUGAGUGGCGGGUCUGGUACAUACUGUGGGCAAAAAAAAAGUGGGAGUAGUAAGUGGUAUCUGGGAAGUUUGAGAGAUCCAAUUAUGUUGGUAUUCGAAGGGUUACUUCGCAGUGCAGGACAAAGAAGGGCAUUUCUAGCAGGGUUCGUUUGCAAGGGGUCUAUCAGAACCGGGUGUGUCGAGGCUCGCUCCUCCUAUUUGUUGCUUUAGCGGGCAUGGCUAUUGGGCUGCUUUUUGGCUGAUAUGGCAUCGUCCUUGCGAAGCAUGGCGUUGUGGGCUGGACAUUCGUUUGCUGGUGCAGGGGUGGGAUUGUGGUGUUGGGCUUUGUUUGGACCGCGAGCUGUUCUGGACGUUAUGCGUAAUCUCUACUUUGAUGCUUGCCGGGUUCGAUGGUACGGUUCUUGAUGGUACAUUGGCCGUGGGGGUUGCUAAGUUAGCUCAAUGGGUGUCGAGAGAAAGAACAGAACAGCCAGGGCGGGCUGGGUCAAAUCAGAGAGCUAUUGAUGAAAAGGCUGGUCAUGAGCCACAAUAGUUCAAUCUCGUUUUUCUUCCCGAGGGAUGUCCCA